Bursaphelenchus xylophilus (pine wood nematode) is the source of this 1621-nucleotide messenger RNA. The record is from the annotation of a GenBank genome assembly. Lineage: Eukaryota; Metazoa; Nematoda; Chromadorea; Rhabditida; Aphelenchoididae.
AUGAAUGAAAUGAAAACAUUUUUUGGAUGGAUAGAUAUAACCCUGGCCAACGGAGAUCUCUUCUGUUAUGUGGGCGAUCAAUGUGCUGGAUACAUAUACCAUUUUAAAGUGGGGGAAAAUAGAGAAGAAUGUGUUGCCGGAUUCAAUCUUGAAUAUGUUUACGUACUAAAUUCAACAACUUUAAUUUUUUAUGUCGUUAAUCUUCGCACGCACAAUAAGGUAUGUAAAAUUACAGUAAGACAAGUCUUUCUGCUGCGCCAUAAUAAUGAUCUUUUAUUUUAGACUUUGAAAAGAGCUGAAUUGUCAUCAUCUGAUUACAAAUUCAGUGUGAUUGAUCUCCUUGAGCCCAGUGUUAUCCCGAAAGCUUUUCCCAACAUAAUAUCGACUUUAGGGAAUGCUGCAAAAUUUCCAGCGAUCCUUCCCACUUUUUAUGGGGCUUUCGUGAUUCUACCAUCUUCUGGAUCUACUGAGAUUUGUACGGUUAAAGAUGAGAAUAUUAUUUUGAACUCCUUUCCAAAGACCAUUGUACAAGUAAGUAUAUUAUAAUUAUACAAUUUUUUAUCAAUAAUUGAUAUUUUGUUUGUUUUCUUCAGGCUUCGUCAGGAAACAAUCAUCUUUUACUUCUCACCUCCGACAAUGAGGUAUACUGUAUGGGAGUUGGAAGUAGAGGAGAAUUGGGCCAAGAAGAGAUUAUUACUUUCUCUGAGAUCCCCAUAAAAGUAUCUAUUGCAUUUGAGGAGGAUACUGAACAUAUUGUCCUUAUUAGGAGUGGAGGUUGGCAUAAUAUUGUACUGACUGAUGCUGGAAAUAUUUAUUCAUGGGGCUUAAAUGACAAAGAUCAAUGUGGGUUUGGAGAGGUAAGGGCAAUGUUUGAUCUCCAUUUUAACUUGCUAUUGUUAAUUGCUUUUGAUAUUUAUGAGUUUGAUAACAAUUUGGAGGGAUUAUAUUUUGACCUUGUAAGGGUCUUUUGAAAGGGUGCCUAUUAACAGGGGAAGUACUUCAAGUGUGACGCUCAGAUUUUCUUUAAAUUUUGCACACACAUCGGGUAUGGACUAAAUAUCAAUUCCUGAAAGUUUUAGCUCGCGCUUUGCGGGCGCCGCCGAGAUAUUGAACGAUUUUUGCAGCCGAGAGAGCACGCUCAACGUGGAGAGCGGUCAGAGAGAAACCCGCUUUUUGGCCAUAACUUUGGCAGUUUCGUGCGGAAAAUUUUGAUUUUUUGUAGAAACAUUAUUCUUUACGGUUGAAAUAGGCAUGAAACUUUUCGUGCCGAAAUUCGGCAAAAAGUCCCAAAUUUUCGCCGACUUUCGAUCUAAAAAUCUCGGUUGUUUCUGCAAAGCGCAAGCUAGGAUUCCCGCAUAUAUCUUAGAAAAAAUUAUUCUAAAUUUGUGCCAAGUUUCAUCAAAAUCUGAGCGUCACACUUCAAGUACUUCCCUUGUAAGCUUACUGUAGGAUGACAUUUAGGUUGCUAUUCAGAAGGUUCCAUGUUUUGUGGAUCUUAAAAAACCGGUUAAGUAUGUGGAAAUAGGCCAGAAAUGGACAAUCGUCACUUUUGGUAAGUGCGUUAUCUAUUGCCGAAUACCGAUGUUAUUUUAUAGUUGAUGGCGAGGUCCUGCGGCUCUGA